GCUCGUCCUGCUAGGCACACGACACGCUCCAUCCCGCACACCCCACGCCCUUUCUCUCUAUAUUGGCGCUGCAGCCGCCUUCAGCCUCCUCUGCAUGACUCUUUCGUAUGCUUCCCUGCGCUCUUCGCCGUCAACACUGUCUCGUGGGCGCCGAGUUUGCUAAGAGUCUCAACCUGCAGGCAGAAGAAAGCAUGAGCAGCCAGACGAGCACGCAAGAAUCGAUCUGGGACAUCAACGGCGCCGAGGGCGCCUCUCUGGCGUCGUCGAGCACCGCCGUGUCGCUCCAGCGCGACCUCACCAAGCAGCAUGCGCCGCCCCUCAGCCUGUUCGAGUCGGUCAUCACAUCGUACCCGCCCGUCCUCGAGUCGCUCCUCUCGCAGAUACCCACCUCGUCCAUCCUCGAUCUCUACCACACCUCGCGAUACCUCCGCGAUUUCCUGCAGAAAUACCCGCUGGCAUGGAAGACGCUAUCGUUCCGGCUGCCCCAGCCCGCCGUCGUGGUUGGGUCGCCGGGCAACGAGACGCCCGACAGCAGAGAGCGGCAGUCGAAAGCAUACUCGUUCGACGCCCUGCUGCGGCAGAUAAUCGGGCCAUAUGGGACGCGGCUGACGAGCCUGGACCUCUGCAACACCGCCGUGUCGGGCGUGGCGCUGGUGGGAACCGUCCUCAUGCCCAGGAUGGACACCCUGCAGCAUCUCUCGGUGCGGGGCUGCAAGAACGUGUCCAUCAAAUACCACAUUGUGCCCUUCCUCGAGCCAUACACUAUGAAAAACCAGAACUGCUCGAAAGACGAUCUCGCCCUCAGGAGCCUGUACACGUACCGCUGCCGCCAUCACCGGAGACGCCCGUACCUUCCUUCUUCUCUCGUCCGGAGAGAUUCCGAUUCCGACCCGACUCACCACCUCAUCGAAAUAUGUCAUCAGCUAGGGAUAUGGACCGAUACGGCGUGGUGUCCGACACCUGGUGGGCGCUGUUACCGCCGAAAAGACUACCAUGCAGGGAGAGCUGGGCCGCAGAAUAUGGAGGUAUGGGUGCCCUUUGACAGAUUAUGGAGGUCAAGCAACCGGAUUGGGCCCGUCGAUGGCGGAAACAUACUCGGCGAGCAAGAUGGGCGAUUGUGGGAGAUAUCCGAGACCGGCCAAGACGGCGAGCCGCUAGGGACGGAGAGCGGCGUAUUCAAAGGAGAGGGGAAGCACGUCCCGGCACACAUGCGGAGGAGUCACAAGAUUUUCGUGGAACAUGUCAAGUGUGCACAGUGCGAAGAAGCCAUUCUGGAGCGCUGCGAAUCCUGCAGCGUACGGAUGCAUUGCAUGGGAUGCCGCAAGACCCUUUGCGCCAGCUGUGCGUUCAACAGGCCCAUACCGAGGAAACGAGCAAAGACGCGGCACACAUUCGCAAACCUAGCAUUUGGGGCUGGCGCAACGCUGGGCACUACCUUAAGUCAAGCGUCAGGUUCAUCCGCUUCUCUCCACGAUCAGAAUCGGAACACAAAAGCCCAGAACGCCGACCGCUACUGGUGGGCUCCCGGAGCCACCCGUUCGCCGAACCUCAUGAAUGAGAGCGCGCACGAUGAUGACUCAUCCGACUCCGAAGAUGGCGGCAACCUCAACAACGGAUUACCUAUACCGCCCGCGAAUAGAGAACCGCCGAAGUUGAACAUGCACUGGUGCUGCCUGGAGCCCAUCUUUUCUGGUGGCGGAGGGAUAGCUGUGUUGGGGACUGGACUAGGCGGCAGAGGGGCAGACAAGAUCCGCGCAGCACCUCUACCACGCACCAAGCACUUCGAGGAUCCAGAUUUCUCCAAUCAGCUCCGCCCGGUCGACUACAUUCGAGAGCUGAAGAACAAUGGACUCUAUGAAUAUGUCCUUGGCGAAGAUGUUGACAUCCUCUCUUACCUGAAACAGGACAGCCUAGACCUGCAAGCCCAAACAUGUCCCCGAGGCCUAUGCCAAGAUUGCUAUCGGAGUUUCCGCUGGAAAGUGUCAUGUCGAGCCUGCAAGAACCCAAUUUGCAAAGAGCACGAUUUCAGGGGUUUGAAGUUUCGCAAAUGUGGCUAUAGAGACAUGCACACAGAGCGCGAACAUGUCCGAACACACAACGAGCCCCCUCGGCUGGUCAUCCCUGAGUUCAACGCAAACAAAGCCCAUGGCAAAGACCCCGAGCGCACACCGACAGCGCCCUCUAUGCAACAUCAGUCAUCGUCCUCUACGACCGCCGAGCUCGAGCCGUCUGAAUCGGCUCCAAUGUCCCAAUCUCAGAUCCUCGUCCCGCCCUCCGCACCCUCAUCCAUUGAAAUGGCGUCGUCAACCUCCUUGGACUCUCACUCCUCCAUACCAGACCCCUUCUCGAACUCAAGCUCCUUACCCUUUGUCCCCGUAAGCUCCACCCGCCCUCGCUCCUUGAGUGUGUCCGGCGUCCGCAGCCGUAACUCUGGAUCCUGGCCGAAUUCUCCUCGCCAACCUAAUUCGAUCGCACAUCCUCCCCCGCUUCCUUGCAAUCCACGCCAUCCGGUGCAGUGGGAAGGCUGCGGAGCGUACUUCUGUCAAUACCCUAGACCUGUCGGCGACCACAGACCUCAAUGUCCAGCUAUUCUGAGAGAGUGCACCGAAUGUGCUGUGCUCGUAUGCGACCAAUGCUCCGCUUCAAACCCAUCUUGCCCAUGCACUUACUGUACAGUGAACUUCCAUUGCCCCACUUGCGCCCGUAAGAAGGAUGUCAUAGCCAAGUGCCGGCUUGAAGCCGAGACCAAAGCGAGGAAAGAAGCCGAGCUCCGCGCACAGGAGAGGAUGGAGAAAGAAAAGGAAGAGCGGGGCCAGGCUGACGAGAUGGCCGGCGCAGUGUUUGAAUUCUUCGCGUCUCUCAUCCCUGAAGUCAUGGCAGAGAUAUCAGAGUUACCCGCUAACCUGCAGGAAGACGAUGCUGAAACCUUGGCUGAAAUGCUCGUACCUAGCCCUGAUUCUAUUACAGUUACGACGGUCUUUGGAGUCCAUGAGGAGCCGAGUAACGUUACGGUCAUCACUGCUUCUGCACCGCCUCCAACGGUGACCGCCAAUGAGGAGUUGGCGCUUCAAGGGACCUUGGAAGACCUAAACGAGAAUAUGGAGCAGCUCCAGGUGGCAGAGCAUACGUUGGUAGCAGCUGUCGGCGGCCACGUCGCUCUUGAUGGAGAGCAUGACGACAUCAUGGAGGAUGACGGGGACGAUGCGGACAUCGACACGGACGAUUUCGAUGCCGAGAGUGCUCUCAUCGAUGAGUUCAUCGAUAAUGGAGCCCUGACACCAACGACCACAACCACUACCGGGAUUCUAUGACCUCCACCGACCCAGUUAAGCCGGCUCAGGCGUAGACAAAAGCGUGAAGAGGAGGUCACCAGCAUUCAUGAAGAUUUUGAUAUUUGCACAUUUCAUCAUAUUUUCACUUUCAUCGAACGUUCUAUACCAGAAUGCAAAAUCGACAUUUCAGAUACGGAAGCAUCGUGGGACGAUAUGUGUACGACCAGUUCGAGGAAGAGCAGAGCAAGAUGUUCGCACCGUUUAUUAGCGUGAUAUAGCAGAUAUACAUUAUCAUUUGGUUUUAGGGUCUUAGGCAUGGAUUAUCUAGACUGAGCGACCGAAUGGCGGACUUGCGGAAUUUCAGAUAUCAUACGCCAAUUAGCAGGAGGGAUCAGAGCGCAUUUUUGAAGUUCUUUCUGAAUGCUGUAUCAAUUUCAGUCAUUGGUUUGAUGUCGUCCACUCAUGGUUUUUGC
Messenger RNA from Trematosphaeria pertusa, 3745 nucleotides. RefSeq lists its product as uncharacterized. Lineage: Eukaryota; Fungi; Ascomycota; Dothideomycetes; Pleosporales; Trematosphaeriaceae. Bases 108 to 3311 code for a protein of 1067 amino acids. The record is from RefSeq and is a predicted model, not a curated record. The transcript is spliced from 2 exons.